CAUACAUUCGUGUACAUUUCCAGACUACAAUAAUUAUCUUGUUCAUAUCUCGUUCUAUAUCAUCUCGCCCGUUGAACAAAAUGAACUUCUUCGUCUCUCUCGCCCUUUUCGCCGGCGCUGCUCUGGCUCAGAACGCAGGAAUUGGUCUUCCUACCGCUGGCCAAAAGCUCACCAAGGGUAGCGACAUCGUUGUCCAAGUGCAACGCCCGAACUCCCUCACUGGCUCAACAGAAAUGGCGGUUGCCAUCGGUAUCUCUUCAUGCGCAACUCGGCCUUGCGUGCCUUCCGAUGAAUUCAUGGGCACUAUCCUAUACAAUGGAGGAUUCAAGCCCGAAUAUCAUGAAACCUCUUUACCUCCUUACCAGAACUUUACUGUCACCGUUCCCUCCAGCUUUACCGCUGGUAAUGCUCAGAUUAAUGUUGCCCAUGCUACACUGAUUGGGGCUUCACAAUAUCCUUUCUUGGAGACUCUGAACCGGACUGUGGUUGUUGUCUAACAAUUGACCACAAUUCCUUACUCAUGAAAUAUCUUAUUGUAUAGAUUGGAGAUGUCACCCAUGGUGCAUUUUUAAUCUGCAGUCAUGUUGCAUUCUUGUCACUUACUCGAUGACCGACUUAUUUGCCUUUACCUUCAUUUUUUUGCAUUCUGGACAGUUUAUGUGGUGAUUUAUACUAUGGCUACUCUUGUUCAUCUUCGAUUGAGUAUAGGAUUAUCGAAAUAUACAAUUUCAUUGGUCUUACUAUAGUUGUCGUUGAGAGAAAAUUGUUGUUAAAUGUUCG
Molecule: messenger RNA, 780 nt
Organism: Penicillium subrubescens
Lineage: Eukaryota; Fungi; Ascomycota; Eurotiomycetes; Eurotiales; Aspergillaceae
Exons: 2
Coding region: 81-497 (138 amino acids)
Source: RefSeq, a predicted model, not a curated record